Molecule: messenger RNA, 1215 nt
Organism: Pristis pectinata (smalltooth sawfish)
Lineage: Eukaryota; Metazoa; Chordata; Chondrichthyes; Rhinopristiformes; Pristidae
Product: extracellular superoxide dismutase [Cu-Zn]-like
Exons: 4
Coding region: 110-562 (150 amino acids)
Biological process (GO): removal of superoxide radicals
Molecular function (GO): superoxide dismutase activity; copper ion binding
Source: RefSeq, a predicted model, not a curated record
ACAGGGGCCCUGACUGUGCCACAGACCCUGGACUUUGUUCCUUUGUGUUUUCCAGACCCGGCAGCUAUACCAGGGUGAACAUCCACACACUUCACACACUGUCUGUCACAUGCAGUCCAACAACGAGAGUUCAAUCUCCGGGAACGUUUACUUCCGCAGACAGAGAGGUGAUGGGAUAGAAAUCCUUCUGGACCUUCGAGGAUUUCCAACCAACGAGCAGGCUCACGGAAUCCAAGUCCACGAGUUUGGAGGUUUGACAGGAGGGUGUGAGACACUAGGAGGCCACUACAACCCUCACAACAGGAGGCAUGGAAGUCACGAAGGGGACCUGGGGAAUUUUCGGCCCAAUUCUAGUGGGGUCCUACGUCAGACAGUACCACAUGUGCAUCUCCAGCUACACGGGGCUCUCUCAAUUAUCGGGCGCUCCAUCGUGGUUCAUGUGGACGAGGAUGACCUGGGCCACCUGGACGAGCCAGGCAGCUCACAGCACGGAAACGCUGUUCACCGACUGACCUGCUGUGUGAUCGGCGUCAGCAGUGGGAGAGGAUGGCCCCAGGAAUGAGGGGGCCAGAACCACGCAGCUCCCAGCCAGAGCAGCAGACUGGGGGUAGGGAUGGAUCAGAGGGGCUGGGGAUGGGGGCUGGGGACUGCGGCCCUCGCUGGGUGGGGCUCUCCUUCCCCGUGGCCUGAUCCUCUUGCUCAGUGCUGGUCAGUAACUGGUCAGCUGGACAGGGAAAUGGUGGAGGAUAGCACCUUGCAGGGAGCCCAAACACCAGGCCUCAGGCUGCGGCCAAAAUCCCGAAUCCAGGUCCCAAACUCCAGAUCCAAGUCUAAAACCUCAGACUCCAGGCCCGGGACCCAAGAUGCCAGUCUUCAGCACAGAUCCCAACCCUCUGUUUGAGGAAAGGAUGGUGGAGGGUCAGUGGGCAGGAGGUCAAGGCUGGUGGUCCCAGGUGGGUAACUGACCCAUCAGACCAGAGACUCUCCAGAGUUGGCACCAACUCCAACCCUAACCCACUACAGCUCCAGCCUUUUGGUUGGGAAUCACAGAUCCCAGCACUGCUCUCCUACCCCAUUUCCCGGGAAUUACCCGGAAUUCCCGGGAUAAGAGCCCAGCGAGAGGUUCCAGGCCAGCAGCAAACGUACAGACUCUCUGCUCUCCUGCCCCACCAGCGCUGCUGCACUUCACUCAAUAAACAAACAAUUGACACCUUC